AUGAAGCAAGGAAUUAUCUUUAUCUGUUUGGUUAUUGUGAGAGUCAGCGGGAAUAUAAUGAUAAUUAACGAUCGCCAGCAAGAAAAUUCUUUAGGACGUCUGAAACGCAACGCGAGGGAAUUGGUUGAAAUGUGUUUCACGAAUAAUUCAAAUCCAGUGAUGAUCUCCGAGGACUUGCUCGACGAUAAUUGGAACCCUGCUAAAAAUUCGCUGAUUGUAAUCGACCGCAAAUUCAACAAACAGAUGACAGGUUUUCUACCCGCGUAUCCAACAUAUGUUCUUCCAUUUAAGUCGAUCGAUAGUUUAAAACCGGUCAUCGACAAUCUCCAAAGAUCAAAGUUUUGGAACAUAGGAUCACCGUUUCUGAUGGUCGGUACCGGGUCGCGUUGCUCCAGCCCCAAGAAAAUACUAGAGUUCAUGUGGAACCGAGACUUGCUCUCUGUUUAUUACCUGUGCGAGAAUAAAAAUUCGUCGGUAAUCUACAGGCUGAAUCCUUAUGCAAGCUACGCUCCAGCGCCCUGGAAGCUGAUUGAAAAAUUUGACGACAGUGGCAAAAAUCUAACUCUUUUCAGGCUCGAAUAUAUAAAAGACCUACUGAUUUGCAAGAGCAUCACCUUUGACAAGACAGAUCAUCUAGAGAAUGCAGAAAUAAAAUUUGUUCAAUUUAGCAAUGAUGAAAUUUUCUCAAAAGAGGAAAAUACAAAAUUUGCCGAACUCAUUAUAUCAGCUUUAAUAAAUGCCACGGCAGUAUUAGACAUUAUUCCUACUUCUGUAACGCAGCGAAGUGCCAUCCAAGAAUUUUUCGACAGCAGAUAUGACAUUAAUGACCGUUCCAUGUCGAUCGACGUCACUGACUAUGAGUACGUUGAUAUCAUUGCGGACUAUUCUUAUAAAGAUACAUUUUCAAUCCUGACCAAAAAGACUGAUUCUUUAACAGGGAUCAGCGAAAUAACCAACAAUAUACAGUUUGUAAUAGGAGCAAGCUUGCUUUUGAUCAUGUUUACAAUAGUGAUGGUGAUCAUCAACAGGGAUGACAUAGGUUUAGCUGUAAUGGAAAUGGCGAGGUUAGUUACUGGUAUGGCGCUUGAAACUCCACUAAAUCGUCUUGCGAUAAAGUUUAUCUUCUUCUUUGGUUUCCUGUUUGCAUUUCUGAUAGUUCCUGAUUGUCUGGGCAACAUAAUAGCCAUGUUAACGAAGCCUCCGAAGCGUAACGUCGAUACGCUGAGGGAUCUUUAUGAGAACAAGUUUCAUGUUUACUAUUGGGACGCAUUGGAGAGUGAUAUUAUGAAUGAACAACUGUGGGUCACUGAUGAAGACAAAAAAUAUCUUCAUCCAAUUCCUGAUCAUUAUGACUUACAGAACUGUGGUUUAGCCGUAAGAAAAAACUCGGCAACAGCUUGCGUUUUUUUUACACAUGUCUCACUAUUAUUAUCGAGAUUUGACGAUUCGUUGUACACUUCAACGGAGGCUAUCUUUAAGAAGCAAUUCGUUUUUUGGGCAAAAAAGAAUUGGCCCUUGAUGAGUAAGUUCAAUGAAAUGGCGCUGAAAGCUUCGGAACCACUACCAGGAUUCACCAGGAUUUUGCAUGGUGGUGGACAAUUCUGCGGUAACGAACAUUUAUCGCCAUUCUUGACGUAUCCUUUGUCACAUCGACAACCUGCUGUAUACUUAGUGCAUUGCUAA
This is a messenger RNA of Cotesia congregata, 1683 nucleotides long. The record is from the annotation of a GenBank genome assembly. NCBI's taxonomy places the organism in Eukaryota, Metazoa, Arthropoda, Insecta, Hymenoptera, Braconidae.